AUGCCAAAGUCCGACACAGCAUUGCUGAUAACAGCGCAGGGGGAGGAUACAGUGAAUCUGGACAAGGGCGGCGAGGAACAGCGCACAGAAGAGUGGUUCACACUGCGAGCCAACAGGCUGACGGCCAGCGCGUUUGAGAAGGCAGUGGGGUUCUUUCCAGGGGGGCGGCAGCAGUUGUGGGAGGAGAAGCUGGGGCUGAGGGCGCCGUUUGCCGGGAAUGAUGCGACCGCGUGGGGACAGGGGAAGGAGGAGGAGGCUUUGAGGGAGUAUGAGCAGCUGACAGGCGGACACGUGGAGCACAGAUCGUUCCAGUGGGGUUCUAUGGGGGAGGGGCGGCAGCAGCUGUGGGAGGAGAAGCUGGGGCUGAGAGCGCCGUUUGCAGGGAAUGAGGCGACAGCAUGGGGCCAGGGGAAGGAGGAGGAGGCUCUGAUGAUGUAUGAACGGCUCACAGGCGGGCACGUGGAGCACAGGUCGUUCCAGGUGAGGGUGUGUGUGGGGUAA
Closterium sp. Naga37s-1 is the source of this 501-nucleotide messenger RNA. The record is from the annotation of a GenBank genome assembly. NCBI's taxonomy places the organism in Eukaryota, Viridiplantae, Streptophyta, Zygnematophyceae, Desmidiales, Closteriaceae.